AAAGAGCCGCUGAACUUGCACUUGAAAUCAGUGACUUCACCUACGCAUCACCAUGAAGAUGAUUUUAUGUUUAUCCCUUUGCAUUGCACUGGCUUAUGCCGGUCCACUAUCUAUCGGUGGAUACGGUUAUCAUGGAGGUUCCUAUGAACAUGGUCCCGAAAAAGGUCAUGAAAAAGAUCAUGAACCGCAUGGUUAUGUUCCUCAUGAUCAUGAUGAUCACAAGCGUGAACCUCACGGUGGCAAUGAUUACAAACACGAUCAUAAGUACGAUCAUGAUCACGAUCAUGAAUACGACCAUGGUCAUAAAUACGAUCAUAAAAAUGAUUAUAAAUACGAUCAUGAUCACGACCACAAAUACGACAAUGAUCAUAAACACGAUCAUAAAUACGAUCAUGAUCACGAUGACAAAUAUGAUCACGAUCAUAAAUACGGUCAUGAUCACGAUGACAAAUAUGACCACGAUCAUAAAUACGGCCAUGAUCACGAUGACAAAUAUGAUCACGAUCAUAAAUACGAUAAUGAUCAUAAGUACGAUCAUGAUCAUAAAUAUGAUCACGAUCACAAAUACGACCAUGACCAUAAAUACGAUCAUGAUUAUGAACAUGGAGGCUAUGGCGGGUAUGGAAGUCAUCAUGAUCCAAGCGAAGAUUCAAUCGAUCAUAAAAGAUAGAUUUAAGGAUAGAAUAUUUAGUAGCUUAAACAACCGAUUGAAAUUUGAAUACUGGCCAGGAUUUGUUUAAUAUAAAAAUAAAAAGAUUUUCACAGCAAUAA
Molecule: messenger RNA, 771 nt
Organism: Onthophagus taurus
Lineage: Eukaryota; Metazoa; Arthropoda; Insecta; Coleoptera; Scarabaeidae
Product: putative eggshell protein
Source: RefSeq, a predicted model, not a curated record